AUGUCGUGCGAAGCGUGCCGUACCAUCCCACCCGUCAUCCCCCAGGGAUACUCGCCCAAAGGCAACUACCAAACAAUUGCCGGGCUCAAAACCUAUGUCACCGGCGACCCCAAUGCGAGCAUCGGUCUGGUAGACAUUUAUGAUGUCUUUGGGCUGGCGAGCCAGACCCUCCAGGGUGCCGAUCUCUUGGCAAUGAGACUAAAUGCCAUCGUCUUGAUCCCGGACUUCUUCGAGGGCGAUGCGCUCAAACACGAAUACAUCCCCGCCGACACCGAGGAGAAGCAAAAGAUCAUCUCCGAGUUCCUGGCCCACAAGGCUAAUUUGUCACGGAACGUUGGCGUUUUAUUGGAUGCGGUCCCCCAGUACAAAAUGAAUUUUCCGGCGGCCCGCAGCUGGGGUGCCUUUGGGUUGUGCUGGGGCGGAAAGCUGACAGUUCUGUCAUCGGGCCCGAACACCCCGUUCACAGCAUCGGGACAGGUUCAUCCCGGGAGAAUGGAAGCUGCGGAUGCAAACUCACUGUCUAUCCCUCACAUUGUUCUGGCAUCCAAGGACGAACCCGCGGAUGCAGUGGCCGCUUACAGGGAGACAAUUGCGAGCAACGGAAGGGGCGGACUUGUCGAAACAUACGCUACCAUGUGGCACGGCUGGAUGGGUGCUCGGGCGAACUUGGACAAUCAAGAGAGCCGAAACGAGUAUACGCGCGGGUAUAGUCAGCUGGCAGACUUCUUCGAGAGGCACUUGCGCUAG
Messenger RNA from Penicillium riverlandense, 747 nucleotides. RefSeq lists its product as uncharacterized. The record is from RefSeq and is a predicted model, not a curated record. The coding region runs from base 1 to 747 and encodes 248 amino acids. Gene Ontology annotation, molecular function: hydrolase activity. NCBI's taxonomy places the organism in Eukaryota, Fungi, Ascomycota, Eurotiomycetes, Eurotiales, Aspergillaceae. The transcript has 5 exons.